This is a messenger RNA of Necator americanus (New World hookworm), 270 nucleotides long. RefSeq lists its product as uncharacterized. NCBI's taxonomy places the organism in Eukaryota, Metazoa, Nematoda, Chromadorea, Rhabditida, Ancylostomatidae. The coding region runs from base 1 to 270 and encodes 89 amino acids. The transcript has a single exon. The record is from RefSeq and is a predicted model, not a curated record.
AUGACGAUCUGCACUUAUAACGCACGUACGCUUACAUCGGAUGCAGCCAUCGAAGAUCUCAUUAUGCGAGCCAGGAAGAUCAGUAACGAAAUCAUCGGACUGAUUGAGACGAAACGAUGUCUCCGUCUCAACGCCGUAUUUGAAACUGGAGAAGAACUGUUCUUAGGAACAUGCGACAGCAGAAUUGGUAGAGUUGGAAUCUUCGUCAACACGAGUACGACAAAGAACAUCGACUCUCUCGAACAACCCGAAUCAAACAUCUGCGGAUGA